ACAUAGUGGAACAGAGUUCCUUCAAGUAAGGAAGACAGAACAUCUAUAAAAUAUAUAAUUUUUAAAUUGGCAAAAAGAAGAUAUGAAGGCAUUAAUUCUUUUAUGCUUUAUUACGGCUGUAAUGUCUGCUGCAAUUAAGGAGAAUCUGGAAGAAAAUAAUUUGGUUCAAUCUAAAUUAAGAGAGAAACGAGACUCAUCUACUCGUAUCCUUGCAGUUAAAAGUGAGCGUGAAGCAAGAUCAUAUUUGCAAAAGUAUGAGCAUAUGUCCAAGACUACACACAAUCAAACAGAUGAUUAUGCUGAGGGUCUGAAAAGAUUUCAAAAGGAAGCCGCAAUACCCGUUACUGGUAAACUUGAUGCAAGAACUUUGUCACUAAUGAAUAAAGAACGAUGCGGGAUAGUUGACGAUGAAUUUAGAGCUCCGAAUACUGGCAGACAAAAGCGUUAUGCAUUAUAUGGUAAAAAAUGGAAUAGGAAGAAGCUUAAAUGGAGGUUGUAUAACUAUACACCUGAUAUACCAAAUGUUUCAGUGGUUGCUGCAAUAAAAUAUGCACUAAAACAGUGGUCUGACAAUAGCAAAUUGAAGUUUACAAGAGUUUAUUCUGGAAAUGUCCAUUUGAAAUUUAGAUUUGUUAGUGGUGCACAUGGAGAUGGUUAUCCCAUGGAUGGACCAUCUGGAACUUUAGCCCAUGCUUUCUAUCCAAAAACCUCAAGAAAGGGUCAAAUCCAUUUCGACGAAGCUGAAAAAUGGAGUACGUCAAAUAAUAAGAUACAUCUGUCGGUAGUUGCUUGUCAUGAACUCGGACAUGCUUUGGGUUUGAAGCAUUCCAGUAAGAGUCAGGCAAUUAUGUAUCCGUACUAUUCUUAUAAGGGACAGAAUUAUAAACUGAAUUCAGAUGACAAAAAAGGUAUUCAAAAGCUCUAUGGAAAAUCAUGUUUUUCUGGUGAAAGUAAAGUUGUACUUGAAAAUGGACAGACGAUUUCAAUGAAGCAAUUAAAACUUGGUGAUUCUGUUCUCUCUUCUAAAGGUCGUUUCAGUCCAGUUCUUACUAUGCUUGAUAGAAAUACACAAGAACCAGCACUAUUUCUUACUUUACGUACAAAAAGUGGGCAUUUUAUUCAACUUACACACCAACAUCUGAUCGCUGUUGAAACUGCUGAUGGUAAACGCUAUAUUCAUGCUGAUCAAGUAAGAAUAGGACAAAAGUUAUAUUCUCAAGAUAAUGGAAUUGAAAAAGUGACCGAGGUGAUAUCUAUUGAAGAAAUACAAAUGAAUGGGUUUUAUGCUCCAAUGACAGCUGAUGGAACAGUGAUAGUAAAUGGGAUUGAAGCAUCAUGCUACGCCGUAAUCAAUAGUCAUGAAAUUGCACACUUGGCCAUGGCUCCACUUAGAUGGGUAUUGCAAUUAUAUAACUCAAUAAUUGGAUUGAAGUCUAGCAUAGAUUCCUCUGAAGGAAUUCAUUGGUAUGGUGAAAUGUCACAAAAUUAUAUUCUACCAUUGGCACAAAACCUCGGUUUUCAGCUAUCAACUUAGAACUUAUUAGCCAUUUUAAUGAAAUACGUGGUAAAAAGACAAUUUUAUACCUGAAUAUUUUAAUAUAUUUUUUUGCCAUAAACAAUUUUUCACUCUUUAAGAAGUGAUUGGCAAUUUACUGAAUUUUUUUUAGCUUAGUCAUAUAUUAAUGUUUUAAAUCUGCUACUUGUGUUUAAUUCUUUCUGUUUAAUUUUCAUUAGCUAAUUAAAUAGUCUAGCGGAAUAAAACUAAACUGUA
Dimorphilus gyrociliatus is the source of this 1771-nucleotide messenger RNA. NCBI's taxonomy places the organism in Eukaryota, Metazoa, Annelida, Polychaeta, Dinophilidae. The record is from the annotation of a GenBank genome assembly.